Molecule: messenger RNA, 1230 nt
Organism: Penicillium oxalicum
Lineage: Eukaryota; Fungi; Ascomycota; Eurotiomycetes; Eurotiales; Aspergillaceae
Exons: 2
Coding region: 1-1230 (409 amino acids)
Source: RefSeq, a predicted model, not a curated record
AUGCCUCCUACCCGCACUACUGGAAAGAAAGCAGUGGAGAGUGACAUAGAGCCACCCAAGCCAAAGCGUCAACUCGUGCGCUGGGAUCAGGAUCUGGACAACCUUCUGCUGCUCACCAUUCAGUCGGCCUGCAACUUGACUGGGGUAAAGAUUCCCUGGGAUAAAGUUGCCGAGUUGAUGGGACCCAAGUUCACCGAAGGCGCCAUUGUGCAGCAUCUUUCCAAGCUUCGACUCCGUCGUGAGAACAACGACCUACGCGUACCUCCUCCACUCCGUCGCUCUGUUGCAGUUGUAUCGAGCAUGACUGGUGACAAGAAAGGCUCCAAGAAAGGACAAAACAAGCGGAAGAGCUUUGUGUGUCACGCAACAGACGAGCUCUCCGAUGAAUUCCAAGGUCUCGAUGACGAUGAAGAUGAGGAAGACGAUGAUGAGGAAGAUGAUGAGGAUGAGUAUGAGGACGAUGAGGAAGACGAGGAAGAGCUUGAGUAUUCUCGAGGCCCAAAGAGAAUCAAGAGUAACCGCCAGUCUUUCUUGAAUGUGACUGAUUCCCGUGAGAGUCGCCUCCGCAGCACUGGAAAGCGCAUCCUACUUCGUGGAGCAUCAUUCCUCCCCAAGCGCGAGGCUGAGAAGCACCAACACAACUAUGGCUACGACAACGAGUACCAUGAUUGUGAGGCCGAGAAUGAGGACAUUGGAGGAUAUGAUCUCGCCCAUAUGAAGAAGGUAAUGGCUCAGCAGGCAACACCCACUCGUCACCCAGUUCGCAUCGUGAAGCUCCCACUUGGCGGUGCUUUGGACCUGAAGCAAAGCUCGACCCCAUUCAACUCUGCCUCUAAUGAAGCCGAGGUCAGCGCAACUCCCUUCAACCCCAACGACCCGGCAAUUAUCAAUCCUGCGCCUGGUGGCCCACCUAGUGAGUACACUCCGCCUUCGUGGCUGCAGCAGGCGAUGGCGAACCGGGUUCCCGAAAAUCCCUUCUCCCCGGUUCUGACACGACCUGCUCCGGUUGUGGGAAACCGAAUGUUCUCCCAAGGCGAGUACCUGUGGUCGCCUCAUGCACCUAUAUACGCCUCUGGGCGUGCUGGUGCUCCCACGGGCCCUGUCAUUGCUUCCGAGGGCUUGGAGCCAGCUCCGGAAACUGACAUGGAGUCAUCCACGUGGAACGUGGAUGACUUCAUCAACUUCGAGUACUCCCAUGGGGAUGAAAACAGAGAUGCGACCAUGAAGUGA